Triticum dicoccoides is the source of this 2576-nucleotide messenger RNA. RefSeq lists its product as uncharacterized. NCBI's taxonomy places the organism in Eukaryota, Viridiplantae, Streptophyta, Magnoliopsida, Poales, Poaceae. Gene Ontology annotation, molecular function: protein binding. The record is from RefSeq and is a predicted model, not a curated record. The coding region runs from base 1 to 2268 and encodes 755 amino acids. The transcript is spliced from 6 exons.
AUGGCCUCGCCGCCGCGCCGCCGCGUCUUGCCGCCGCCGCUCCCGGACGACCUCGUCGAAGAGAUCCUCCUCCGCCUCCCGCCCGACGACCCGGCCUGCCUCCUCCGCGCCUCCCUCGUCUGCAAGGACUGGGCCGGCAUCGUCUCCCACGCCGCCUUCCGCCGCCGCCUCCACGAGCUCCACCGGGCAGCCCCCGUGCUCGGCUUCCUCCACGACUGGGAAGACGAGCGCAUCCCCCGCUUCAUCCCCACCACCGCCUCGUUCUUCUCCCUCCCCGCUCCGGAGUGGCGCUCCUGGCGGGCCAUCGACUGCCGCCACGGCCGCGCUCUCCUCCUCUCCAAGGGCUCCGGUGCUCGGGAACUCCUUGUCUGGGAGCCAAUCACGGGCGCCCAGCAGCGCGUACCGGUGCCCGCAGCAGCGUUCGAGAGCGACAUGCCGGCGGCGGCCGUGUUCUGCGCAGCGGACGGGUGCAACCACCACAACUGCUUGGGGGGUCCUUUCUGCGUGGCAUUCCUCUUCGGCCUCAUCUUCUUCACGGACGACAGCGACAGGGAGCAAUUUGUCACGUCGGCGUGCGUAUACUCGUCGGAGACCGGCGCCUGGGGCGAGCUGACCUCGCUGCCCGGCCAGUUCGGUAACUUUGAAUACUAUUCCAGCGUGCUCGUUAGGAGGUCUCUGCUCUACUUCAUGUCCGACGCUAUGUCGAUCCAAGAAUAUGACUUGGCCAGGCACAGCCUAGCUGUGUUUAGCCCUCCCAACGGUGGCGACUUCGGCGACGGGCAGAGAAUUAACCUCAUGCUGGCUGAGGAUGGUGGACUGGGAGUCAGCGAAGGCUUGGUUCAGCAUCUCAAAUUGUGGUCAAGGGUGGUGGGUGACGGCGCCGAUGACCGAUGGGUACUGAGCCGGGUCAUCAACCUGAAAAUUUUGCUUCCAAAUGAUGCUCUCGUGGAUGCAACAAGUUCAGUGCAAGUGUUGGGCUAUGCUGAGGAAGCGAAUGUCAUUUUCGUUAACACGGAUGCUGGUCUCUUCUCAAUCGAACUACAAUCAGAGCGGGCGAGCAGGGUGUGCGAUGAUCAUGACGUCUGUAAUCUGAUCCCAGUUGUCAGCUUCUACACUCCACAUUCUCCACUAGAGCGGGCACAGGAGCUGUUCAAUAAGGGGUGCAAGGCUGUUGAGGAGAGGGACUUCACCAACGCAAUUAACUGCUUCAGGCACGCCCUCAAGAUCAGGGUUCAACAUUAUGGAGAACUUGCUCCGGAGUGUGCUAGCACAUUCUACAGAUAUGGGCGUGCCAAAGCUCUGCAGGCGGCCAAUCCUUCAAAGCGUGCACCCAAUGAAGAAUCAGUCAAAAUUGCACCUACGACCAACAAAGAUGAUGCUGGGAGCUCAAAGGCCUCUGGCAGCAGUGUUGAGCAUGUUCCACCUGCGAGGAAAGGUGAUUCUGAAGAAGGAGCAAACUUGAAUGGCAAAGAUCUGGAGGACGCGAACACGACGGCUGAUGGAGAUGAUUCUGAUUUGGAUCUGGCCUGGAAAAUGUUGGAUACUGCAAGAGCGAUAGUUGCCAAGAGCCCAGACCAGACAAUGGAGAAAGUUAAUAUAUUUUGCGCUCUAGCUCAAGUCUCCACGAAAACGGGGGACAGAGACAACACAAUUGGUUACUAUUUGAAAGCUUUAGCCAUGUUGGAACAUUUGGUUAGGCCUGACCAUCCUCGAAUUAUCAAGAUAAAUGUCCACAUAUUUGUGGCCUUCGAGUUAGCAUCCAAGGUUGGGGAUGCGAUCCCAUAUUGUGCAAAGGCUAUUUCAGUAUGCAAGUCACGCAUACAGAAUCUGAAACAUGCCAAGGAAGCUUUGUUCACAUCUGCUGCUGAAGGAAGCUCAGGAAAGUUCACUCCAGAAGAGGAGAUAGCUUUCCUUACUAGAUUCUUGGCCCGACUCCAGAAGAAGCUUGAAAAACUGGAGCUGGCAAUGUCAGCCCCAAGCUCUUGCACAGAUAAGACUAUGAAGAGGGCUCUCUCAUUGGCAAGUCAUGAGCAGAAUGUUAGCAGUACUGCGGCAAGAGCUGCAUCUUCGACUUCACAGAUGGCUGGAUCAAACAACAGCUCGCGUUCCCCAACUAUGUCUACAGAAGCAACAACAGGAGGCAUUGGAAGUGGUGUAACUGACUUGAGGAUUGUUAGCACAGGUAUGGAACACACUAAUGACAAGCCGAUCUCUGACGAACCUUCUCCAAAGCGGUUUGCAGCAGAUGAUUCACCAUUCGUGAAAUGAAAUGUGAUAGCAGCUAGAUACAAGAUCUGGAAUUGCAAAGAUAUGCCUGGAAUAAUGUCCUAACAAGAUGUUACUGCUCCCUGUUCACGUUCCAUCAAUAGUCAAUACUUAUCUGUUGAAUAGUUUGUGUCAUCCAGUAUUUGAUCUGAUUACUAGAUUUUGAUCUAAUCAUCAGUGGCCGUCUGCAGUGAGGUAGUCAUCCUUGUGUUGUGUAUAUCCAAUCGCACUGUUUGUCGUGCUCCGCAAAUCCUUCUGGUGUUUGUACUUUACUGUGAUGUUUGAUCAGCUGGAGGAGGUGACCUUGUGUA